AUGGCAGGCAGAGGAGACGCCUUGCUUUCUCCGGCGCAACUGAGCACCCUUCACAACCCCAAGAGUCUUAUAGCAUUUUGCGGGCUCGGUGGCCUUGCGGGCCUGGAGAGAGGGCUGCGAACAGACCUCCAGAGCGGCCUGAGUGGCCACGAGACAAAGCUUGCCGCGUCUCCCGCAGUCGCCGGGAAUGCUACCAUAACUCCCACCGAUGGCAAGGCUGAACAUCUGGUCGCGGGGAGCCAAUCUCUGUGGCUUGGAGGCUCCGCGACGGACGCCCUGUUUUCUGACCGGAAGCGCAUUUUCCUUGAUAACCAUGUGCCGACCAAAAAGCAGCCAAACAUCUUGCAGCUCCUGUGGGCGGCGUACAACGACCCCGUCCUCUUCCUCUUGACAGCUGCCGCUGCCGUGUCUCUCGCCAUCGGACUCUACCAGGCCCUAGGCACGGCUCACGCGCCGGGCAACCCACCCGUCGAGUGGGUGGAGGGCGUCGCCAUCCUCAUUGCCGUUGUGGUCAUUGUGCUUGUCGGAUCAAUCAACGACUGGGAGAAGCAGCGCCAGUUCCGGAAGCUCAACAAGAAGCAGCUGCAGAGGGACGUCAAGGUCAUUCGCUCAGGCAUCUCGGUUCUGAUCCCCGUGUCCGGCGUCUUGGUUGGAGAUGUCGUUCACCUCGAGCCCGGCGAUGUGAUACCAGCCGAUGGUGUUUUGAUCAAUGGCUUCAGCGUCAUGUGUGACGAGUCUUCGGCGACUGGAGAAGGGGAGCUUGUCCACAAGGUUCCAGGCGACGAAGCAUUCGGCGAGGUGCAUAGCAAUCAGGAGGCUUGGGACCCGGCCGUCUUCCGCCAUGACCCCUUUGUUCUUUCAGGAACAAAGGUCCUCGACGGCGUCGGCACGUUCCUCGUCACAGCGACCGGGCUCAAUUCAACGUACGGCAAAGUUCUUGCGUCCUUGCAGGAUGAGCCCGAGCCCACCCCCCUGCAGGUCCGGCUUACAACUGUCGCCAAGUACAUCGCCUAUGGCGGCGGCGUGGUUGCUUUGGUUUUAUUCGCUACUCUGUUUAUUAAAUUCUUGGUGAAGCUGCCUCACAACGCAGAAACGCCGGCGGACAAGGGCAGAGAGUUCGUCGAUAUCGUCAUCAUCACUCUCACUGUGCUCGUCAUAGCCGUACCGGAGGGCCUUCCUCUCGCAGUGAUGCUGUCGCUGGCCUUUGCAUCUACGAGGAUGCUCAAGGAUAACAACCUUGUUCGCCACCUCAGAGCCUGCGAGACCAUGGGCAAUGUCACCAACAUCUGCUCCGACAAAACUGGCACGCUGACACAGAACCGAAUGAUGGUUGCGGCAUGCUCGAUCGGGUCUUGGGCAUCAGCAUUCACAGGCCCCGAGACGGCCAGCCUGGAACAAGUCGCAGACAGACUCGCCCCCGACGUCAAACGUAUACUCAGGCAAUCCAUUGCGAUAAACUCCGUGGCCUUUGAAGAACACCUUGGCAAGUCGUUUAUCGGGUCCAACACCGAAUCAGCUCUGCUAGACUUUGCCCGGCGCCACUUGGAUAUGCACCGGCCUGUUAAGUUGGAGCGAUUAGAAGGAGACAUCACUCAGCUGAUUCCCUUCAAUGCCACGCGGCAAUGCAUGGCAACAGUCAUCAGGCUACCUGGUUCCAAACACAAAUGCAGAGUCUUGGUCAAGGGCGCUUCAGAGGUUUUGCUAUCCAAGUGUUCCAAGGCCAUCCACAACGCCACGGAAGGCCAUCGAGUUACCCAACUCGGUGCGCAGACUCGACAGCAGUUGGCCGGCGACAUCGAGAGCUAUGCCAGCGGCGCGCUUCGAACCAUCUGUCUAGCGUAUCGGGACCUGGAGUUUCCGGGCGAUGGCGAAGCUGACAGCGUGAAGACGGAUUUCGGUCUUGAUGAACUUCUGCAAGAGCUGGUCUUUCUGGGAAUUUUCGGCAUCGAGGACCUCCUUCGGCCCGGUGUUCUGCAGGCUGUGGAAACAUGCCAAAAGGCUGGCGUCACCGUCCGCAUGGUCACGGGAGAUAAUAUCCAGACAGCCAUGGCCAUUGCAAGGCAGUGUGGUAUACUUGCCGAUGAUGAGAGCGAUGUCUGUAUGGAGGGCAUGCAGUUCAGGACGAUGAGUGACGAGGAACUGAGACGGGUUCUCCCCCAUCUCAAGGUCCUCGCCAGGUCGAGCCCCCGAGACAAACAGAAGCUUGUUACCCAGCUCCAAGGGGCCGGAGAAAUAGUCGCCGUCACUGGCGACGGAACAAACGACGCCGCCGCCCUCAGCACGGCGGACAUUAGCUUUUCAAUGGGCGGCACCACGGGGACUGAAGUUGCCCGGGAGGCGUCUUCUAUCGUCUUGAUGAACGACGAUUUCACGUGCAUCACCAAGGCAAUCAUGUGGGGCAGAGGUGUUACGGACUCGGUCCGGAAGUUCUUGCUGUUCCAGAUAACCAUCACCAUUACGUCGGUCCUGCUGACGUUCAUCUCGGCAAUUGCAGACCCAAACGAGCGAUCAGUCCUCACGCCUGUUCAACUCAUGUGGGUCAACCUAUUCCAAGACACUCUCGCUGCGCUUGCGCUCGCAACGGACGUCCCCAAGUCAAGACUCCUAGACCGGAAGCCCGAACCAAGAUUAGCGUCGCUAGUUACCGUGCCGAUGUGGGAGACGAUUAUAAGCCAGUCUAUCUACCAAUUAGCUGUAACGCUGGUGUUGUACUUCGGCGGAUCGAGUAUUCUGUCCUACCACACCGACGAGGAGGAACAGCAACUCCAGACCAUCGUGUUCAACACCUUUGUCUGGCUACAAGUCUUUAAUAUGUAUAAUAAUCGACAGCACGACAACACACUCAACGUGUUCGAGGGCGUUAUUCGAAAUAGGCUGUUCAUAGCAGUCAGCAGCAUCAUGAUCGGAGCGCAAGUCCUCAUCAUCUUCGUUGGUGGCGCAGCCUUCUCCGUGGUGCCACUCAAUGGUGCCCAAUGGGCCAUCUCGGAGGUACUUGGCUAG
Molecule: messenger RNA, 3000 nt
Organism: Hirsutella rhossiliensis
Lineage: Eukaryota; Fungi; Ascomycota; Sordariomycetes; Hypocreales; Ophiocordycipitaceae
Product: e1-E2 ATPase domain-containing protein
Exons: 5
Coding region: 1-3000 (999 amino acids)
Biological process (GO): intracellular calcium ion homeostasis; calcium ion transmembrane transport
Cellular component (GO): membrane; intracellular membrane-bounded organelle
Molecular function (GO): ATP hydrolysis activity; P-type calcium transporter activity; ATP binding
Source: RefSeq, a predicted model, not a curated record